AUGAUGAAACGAAUUAUGGGCAACAUCGACCUAAUGAAGUCUGUUCGUGCGGCAUACAAAGCCAGGGAAGCAUUUGACGUGCACAAUACACGAAGGCAUCGUGAACAGACUUCUUUGAAAGACAAGGUCAAAGCUAUGUGGUUCUGUCUGAAGGAGGGAUUCUUUGUGAAUCACACUAGCGAAGGCGAGAACGACAUUACUUCAUACAGCUCAUGUGGAAAAACAAUGAAAGUAACACCCAGCCUAAUUGAUGGUUACAGCAAAGGAGUUGCUAAAUUUAAACUCGUUUUCAAAGAAAGAUUAUUUAAGUACUUUGGCCAACAUGAAACAUGCAUUGAAAGUGAAGAUGACGAAGAUGAUGAAGAGCUUGGCGUUUGUUAA
Messenger RNA from Paramuricea clavata, 381 nucleotides. Lineage: Eukaryota; Metazoa; Cnidaria; Anthozoa; Malacalcyonacea; Plexauridae. The record is from the annotation of a GenBank genome assembly.